UGUACCCACUGAUUGGCUGGAGACAACUUACAUUCGAGCGUGCGGCUUGAUCCUAGAGUGUUUCAAAAGACUUCCGAGCCGUUUUUGUAAGUGUUGUAGUUCGGAAUCAUGAGUUCAGACGAAUUGAAACUAAACGACCAAGACAGUAGUGAAGAGUCUACGGAUGAUUCGUUGAAUGGAAAUAACUACAAGCGCACGAAGAUCAGCAACGUCCUCGUAUUUUACGUAAACGGCAAAGAGGUGGUGGACGAUAAUGUUGAUCCUGUGUGGACGCUGCUUUAUUAUCUUCGCAACAACUUGGGUCUGGUUGGUACGAAACUCGGCUGUGCUGAAGGAGGAUGUGGAGCGUGUACUGUUAUGAUAUCAAAGUACGAUCGUCAAUUGAAGAAAAUAGUUCAUGUAGCAGCAAAUGCUUGUUUGACCCCAGUAUGUGCAAUGCACGGCAUGGCCGUCACUACCGUCGAGGGUAUCGGUAGUACUAGAACCAAACUACAUCCUGUACAGGAGAGAAUAGCAAAAGCUCACGGAUCCCAAUGUGGUUUUUGCACUCCUGGCAUCGUCAUGUCCAUGUAUGCUCUAUUGAGGACAAAACCAUUGCCAACUAUGAGCGACAUGGAGGUUGCAUUUCAGGGUAAUCUUUGUAGAUGCACGGGCUACCGACCGAUUAUCGAGGGUUUCAGGACGUUCACGGAAGAGUGGGAGCAGUCUCAGAGGCUGGCCGGAAACGACCAGGGCGCGCCCAAAGUUUGUGCCAUGGGAGACGCCUGUUGCAAAAAGGCGUUCACCUCCGAGCCCACGGAACUGUUCGACUCCAAGGAAUUCGUGCCUUACGAUCCGACUCAGGAGCCGAUAUUCCCUCCUAAAUUGCAGUUGUCUUCCGAGUACGACGAGCAGUACUUGAUCUUCAAAGGCAAAGAAAUCACGUGGUUCAGGCCAACUUGUCUGAAAGAACUUUUGAAACUGAAGCAGCAAUACCCGAAUGCUAAAAUUGUCGUGGGGAAUACAGAAGUUGGUGUGGAGGUGAAGUUCAAGCAUUUCGUUUACCCUUCCCUGGUAUUUCCUACUCAAAUCAAGGAGAUGCGAGAAAUUACGGAAUUAGAUGGUGCAUUGAAAAUAGGUGCUAGUGUCACUCUAGUCGAAAUGGAAGAGGCAUUCAGGCAUCAGAUGUCGACGAAACCUGAAUGUCAAACCAGAAUAUUCAAGGCGUCGGUAGAAAUACUACAUUGGUUCGCAGGCAAGCAAAUUAGGAAUGUCGCCGCUAUCGGAGGAAACAUCAUGACCGGUAGUCCAAUUUCCGACAUGAACCCGGUGUUGAUGGCUGCGAACGUGAAAUUAAACCUGUGCAGCCUUGAACGAGGUUUUAGGUCGGUAACCAUGGACCACACAUUUUUUACCGGCUACAGACGCAACAUUGUAGCUUCGGACGAGAUAUUGGUGUCGAUAGAAAUUCCUUUUUCUCUUCCGAACCAAUUUUUCGUGGCAUACAAACAAGCCAAGAGGAGGGAUGAUGACAUUGCCAUCGUGAAUUUGGCGAUGAACGUGUUUUUCGAGCCUGGCACGAGUGUCAUUCAAAAAGCUUUCAUGGCUUUUGGUGGCAUGGCACCAACAACGGUCUUGGCCACAAAAACCUGCGAUGCUAUUCGUGGAAAAAAGUGGAACGAAGAUUUGGUGGAAUCAGUAACUAAUUCCCUCAUCAAAGAACUUCCGUUACCCGGCGAUGCCCCGGGGGGUAUGAUUUUGUAUCGUCGUUCUUUAACUUUAAGCUUAUUCUUCAAAGGAUUCGUCCAUAUUUCGAAACAGUUGCAAAGGGACGUGGUCGAUAUCGAACCUUUGCCCAAAAAAAUCGAGUCCGCCGCUGAAGGCUUCCACUACGCACCUCCAAACAGUUCGCAAUACUAUGAAGUCACUCCAUCGAAUGGGGGCUCCACGGAUCUGGUAGGCAAGCCGAUAAUUCACGCCAGCGCGAUGAAACAAGUGACCGGAGAAGCUGUUUAUCUGGAUGACAUGCCAAAGAUCACCAACGAACUGUAUUUGGCGUUUGUACUGUCGACGAGAGCCCAUGCCCGAAUUUUGAAAGUCGACCCAUCACAAGCACUGAACGUCAAAGGAGUGGUUGCUUUUUACGACGCCAAUGACAUCCCGGAGCACAACAGACAUGUUGGUCCGAUAUUUCACGAUGAGGAGCUGUUUGUUUCCAAAGAAGUUACGAGUCAAGGACAGACAAUCGGUGUGAUCGUCGCAAACGAUCAACUGACGGCUCAAAAGGCUGCCAGACUUGUCAAGGUGGAAUACGAAGAUCUUUCACCAAUCAUAAUAUCAAUCGAGGACGCCAUAAAAGCUAGGUCUUUUCAUGAGGGCAGUGGUAAAAGUAUAGUCAAGGGUGAUGUGGACCGUGGUUUUACGGAGUCCGACCAUGUGCUCGAGGCGGAGGUGCACAUGGGUGGCCAGGAGCACUUUUAUCUGGAAACUCACAGCUCGUUGGCGGUUCCGCGGGAGGAGGACGAGCUCGAGAUAUUCUCCUCGACGCAGCAUCCCUCAGAGAUUCAAAAGCUCGUGGCCCAUGUGCUCGGCGUCCCCAUAAACAGGAUCAACGUGCGCGUCAAGAGAAUGGGUGGCGGCUUCGGUGGCAAGGAGUCUCGAGGCCAUCUCGUUGCUCUACCGGUUGCCUUUGCUGCUCACAGACUGAGGAAGCCAGUGAGGUGCAUGCUGGACAGGGACGAAGAUAUGAUGAUGAGCGGCACGAGGCAUCCGUUCUUAUUCAGGUACAAAGUGGGAUUCACCAGCGAUGGGUUGUUGAAAGCGGUGGAAAUUUAUAUCUACAGCAAUGCAGGAUACUCCAUCGAUCUUUCUCCGGCGAUUGUGGAAAGAGCCAUGUUCCAUUUCGAGAACAGUUACAAAAUACCAUCUGUCCGAGUUUACGGUUACAUGUGCAAGACCCAUUUGCCGUCCAACACGGCUUUUCGAGGCUUCGGGGGACCGCAAGGGAUGUUCGCCGCCGAGAACAUCAUCCGACACGUCGCCGACUAUCUCGGACGCGAUGUUACAAAGAUCGCAGAAAUGAAUCUGUACAGAGAAGGUGACACAACUCAUUACAACCAGAUACUCGAUCACUGCACGCUGAGGAGAUGUUGGAGCGAAUGUCUUGCUCUAGCUGAUCAUGAAGAACGCGUGAAACAAGUCGCAGAAUUCAACAAAGAGCACAGAUUUAGGAAAAGAGGACUCGCAGUCGUACCGGUGAAAUUUGGCAUUUCCUUCACGGCAUUGUUCAUGAAUCAGAGCGGAGCUCUCUUGCACGUGUACACCGAUGGCUCGGUGCUUUUAAGUCAUGGAGGAACGGAAAUGGGACAAGGACUGCACACCAAAAUGAUUCAGGUGGCCAGUCGCAUACUGAAAGUAAACCCGAACAAAAUCCACGUAGCCGAAACGGCAACCGACAAAGUUCCUAAUACGUCGCCAACGGCAGCUAGUGCAGGUUCAGAUCUCAAUGGAAUGGCUGUUAUGAACGCUUGUAAAGAGAUCAUGAAUAGAAUUCAAUACAUAAUCGAUGCCCAUCCAAAUGGCACGUGGGAGGACUGGAUCAAGAAAGCCUACUUCGAUCGAGUCAGUUUAUCCGCAACAGGAUUUUACAAAACUCCCGACAUAGGAUACGAUUUUGCUACAAACUCGGGAAGACCGUUCAAUUAUUUCACCAAUGGAGCUGCAUGCGCUGAGGUGGAAAUCGAUUGUUUGACUGGAGAUCAUCAGGUACUGACUAAGCACAAAUAA
Messenger RNA from Copidosoma floridanum, 3765 nucleotides. Its product is annotated as xanthine dehydrogenase-like. Gene Ontology annotation, molecular function: molybdopterin cofactor binding; 2 iron, 2 sulfur cluster binding; iron ion binding. The record is from RefSeq and is a predicted model, not a curated record. Lineage: Eukaryota; Metazoa; Arthropoda; Insecta; Hymenoptera; Encyrtidae.